Tarenaya hassleriana is the source of this 1325-nucleotide messenger RNA. RefSeq names its product growth-regulating factor 6-like. Gene Ontology annotation, biological process: DNA-templated transcription; developmental process; regulation of DNA-templated transcription. The record is from RefSeq and is a predicted model, not a curated record. Bases 171 to 1163 code for a protein of 330 amino acids. The transcript is spliced from 3 exons. Gene Ontology annotation, cellular component: nucleus. Gene Ontology annotation, molecular function: ATP binding. NCBI's taxonomy places the organism in Eukaryota, Viridiplantae, Streptophyta, Magnoliopsida, Brassicales, Cleomaceae.
CUCUCUCUCUCUCUCUCUGCUUAAUUAAUAUCAUGACCAAACCCCCAAAACCCUCUCUGAAACCACUCUUGUGCUCUCCUCCUUCCUCUCCUUCCUUCUUAUACUGAACAAGCCCUCUCUGUUUCUGAAACCACCGCCAUUACUCUCUCUCUCUCUCUGUGGGUGCAUCAAUGGCGACGAGCAGAGUGCCUUUCACUGAGUCACAGUGGGAAGAGCUUGAACACCAAGCUCUCAUCUUCAAGUACAUAGUCGCUGGUGUUCCUGUUCCUCCUGAUCUUCUCUUCCCCAUCAGAAGAACCUUGAUUUCUUCUUCUUCGCAUUUGUCCUCCAAGUUCUUCUCUCGCGCUGCUGCUCCUCAUUUUUCGUGGUACGUUUACGACAUGGGGUUGGGAAGGAAGAUCGAUCCUGAGCCAGGAAGAUGCAGAAGAACAGACGGAAAAAAAUGGCGGUGCUCGAAAGAAGCCUAUCCAGAUUCCAAGUACUGCGAGAGGCACAUGCACAGAGGCAAGAACCGUUCAAGAAAGCCUGUGGAAUUCUCAAACACUAAUUCUUCUUCUUCUUCUUCUUCAUCGUCGUCAUCCUCUGUUUCUGCAACUUCAUCCACAUUCUCCUUCAACAAUCUCAAAGUCAACACCAAUCUCUCUUCUCUCUGUCUGAACCCUCUCUCUCUCUCCAGACAACAUAACAACGCCCCUCGUGCUCUGUUUCUUGAAUCUUCCGGUUCUUCCUGCCCGUUCACCGCCAACAAUGACCUCAGGGGAAGAAGAAGCGACUACAUGGACGAUUUCUUCUCCAUAGAACCUUCUGGCUCAAUCAAAAGCUUCUCCGGUUCAUCAAUGGAAGACGGGCGAUGGGGAUUCACUCCCCUGACGACAUCAUCGUACUCCCAGAAACAGAGGAACAACAACAACUAUCACUACUCUGUCGAAGGAGCAGCAAAGGAUGAGAAGCCGAGCCGACAGUGCUUCAUCUUAGGCACUGAUAUUGCAACUCAUGAAACGCCAUUGAUGCUGGGGAAGAAGAUGAAGCAGAGUGAAGAUCAUGGAAAUGAAGAAGAAGAAGAAGAAGAAGAAGAAGAGCAAAGGAACAAGAGAGUUCAUAGGUUCCUCGAUGAAUGGCCCUCUUCCAACACUCCAUCUGUUUCUACAUCACUCUUCAUUUGAAGCUUUGGCUUCACACAUUAUUAGAUUGUGGAAAUUUUCAUAUGAUCCUCUCUUGUCAAGAUUUUUGUUGCAAUAGCUUUAGCGUAUGGGUGUGUAUACAUUUGGUAUGAUGUGGGUGAAAAUCUUAUUUAAUCUAAUGUUAUCAGUUACCUUAAAGAAAUC